UUGCUGACACUGAGCUAUCACCACUGCCAUUGGACAAUCCCCCAAAACAAUAUUUCCUCUAUCCGGCUGCCUAUGGCACCACUAUUUCCAUAAAACAUUCUAAAACUUUAUCUCUUCCUAAUGAAAAUGGACCCCCAAACAGUGGCACUUUUAUUGAGAGCACCUGGUCAGGUAUGGGUGCUCUGUAUAAUGAGCACUUGUUAAUGUGUGUUCUGCAAACAGACAGGUCACUGUUGUGUGCCGGUGAAGCAACCCUGGAAUUUGAUUAAUCACGGAGCAAGUGAAGGAGGGGAGGGCAAGACAAUUUCACAGAACUUCCUGGUAGGAGCAGGUUUGUAGUUCACUCUGCUUAAGAAAAGCCAAGACGCUUGGAGUUAGGGUGUUCAUUCCUGGCUUAUCGCUGUAAAGGAAAUCGUGUUCCUCUUCCCAGAUUGCUGCUGGUCUCAGUGUAAGAUGCCUUACAAGGACCUGGUGAGACUUUGGCAUGAAGGGAUAGUAGCUGCCGAGAAGAAAGACUAUGACUUGGCUCUUAAGAGCUUCAGUUUCAUUGAGGACCCGCCGGCAAAGAUUUGGUUCAAUGUGGGGUGUAUUCACCUCUUGAGAGGGGAUUUUCCACAAGCUUUGGAGGCAUAUGAUAAAUCAGUCAUCCAAGACCCCUGUCUGGCUGUCGGCUAUUUUCAGAGAGGAUACAUAAACUUCAAGUUAGGGAGGUAUGAGAAGGUGCAGAGCGACUGCCAUCUUGCCAUCACUAACCUGAGGAACAACAGCUUUAUCGACUACAAACAACUCGGGCUGAGGCACGUGCUCUUCUCCUGGGAGGUGCAGUACAACAUGGCAGCCGUUCUGUGUUACCUGGGCAAAUGGGAGUCUGCAGAGGAGAAACUGAAGAAAACCCUGCAAGGAGAUGGGAAAAAUACAAAGUUAGACUCUGCUCUGCAUCAGGUUCAGAGACGUAUCCUCCUCCCGCCGAUUCAUGUGCCCAUGGGGGAAUUUUUCAGGCCUCGGAAGCAGGAAGUUGAGCAGCUAAAUUCCGUGGACUUCCUGGGGACACCUAAAAUCAUUUCCUCCGUUGUACCCAACGACCAGUACAGUGGCUUUGAGCCGCUACGACCACAACAACCGGGAUUUUAUGAGCCGUGCCGUGAUGCAAUGCAAGGCCGGGAGGCCGGCUAUCACCGCGUUGUGGUGCAUUAUUACCCAGAGAAUUCCAAUGAAGUGGCAGUGAAAGCCAACAGCGUCCUGUUUGUCCUUAACAAAGAUGGAGACUGGGCCACUGCCAUUCACGAUGGCCAGAAAAUCCUCAUCCCUACCAGCUUCCUAGAGCCAACAAACCCACCCAAAGCUGACAUAAAGAAAAUGAACAAUGGAAUUCCUCUGCCACCUAUGAAAACACCUCCCACAAGACCCAAUGUGAAACCGGGAGUGGAGCAGAUCACACUGACCCAGCAAGGAACUUCUGUGCCACCACCAGUGCCAGACUUUACACCUCCUCAACCAACAGGAGACGCCCCAGAGCCCUAUACGCUCAACGUGCUUACAAUGAGAAUGGAGCCCAUAUUGGAGGUGGCUAUGCCUUUGCAGAGAUCUGCUCCGACUCACAAGGACAUGGCAGCGCUAAAUGUUGUUCCAAAGGCAAUGUCCCCACCAGCAGAAGAUGACAAGCUAGUCCUGCACGUUCACACAGAGUUCACUGUAAACAUGACAGUUAGCAAGGCCAUGGCCUACCCUGAGCUUCAGGAGGUGCUAAGGGACAAGCUCAAGAAACAUGGGGAACUAAUGGCCAAUCACUUGAGCUACAAGGAUCUGGAGAGCAAAGGGCUUACCCUGGUGAAGGACAAUAAGGACUGGCAGGAGAUGCUGAAGCUUUCCAAAGACAAACAACUGACGUUAUGUUGCAAAGACCCAAAUCUUUGCGUGGGGAGGCCCAUUCUAUAUCGCAUGAAAGCGCAAUACGAUUACCAGGCGGAGGGACCGGCAGAUCUGUCAUUUCAACAGGGAGAUGUCAUCAGUAUUCUGUCGGAAGUGAAUCAAGAGUGGCUGGAAGGACACUGCAAUGGAAAUAUUGGCAUUUUCCCUAAGUGUUUCGCCAAGCGAGAGGACGACAUGUAACAACGGGCAUGGAGAGAAAGGACGGCUCCAGCACAAAGACCAUUAGAUUCUUCCCUCUGCAAGUCUACCAGAGGCAGGAUUGUACUCCUUAUGAAUUGUGUAAAUUGCAUAUAUAUUUUUUUACAUCAAUUAACUAUUAAAUAUUAAACCUGU
This is a messenger RNA of Xenopus laevis (African clawed frog), 2262 nucleotides long. RefSeq names its product NADPH oxidase activator 1 L homeolog (gene noxa1.L). Gene Ontology annotation, molecular function: superoxide-generating NADPH oxidase activator activity. Gene Ontology annotation, biological process: superoxide anion generation. NCBI's taxonomy places the organism in Eukaryota, Metazoa, Chordata, Amphibia, Anura, Pipidae. Gene Ontology annotation, cellular component: cytoplasm. The transcript has 16 exons. The coding region runs from base 454 to 2109 and encodes 551 amino acids. The record is from RefSeq and is a predicted model, not a curated record.